UUCUGGGUGUAACAAAUUGUCUGUGCAGAACGGAACGUUGGUGGCUUGGACCGGCUUGCUCAUAGAAAUGGACUUUUAGCCAAUUAAGAGGCACGUCAUAGCAUCGCUUACACAUCCCACCACAUCACAGCAUCUUCCACAUCCACCCGUCAUCAUAGGUGUCAUGGCCCUGCCGUCGAUCUCAACGCUGUUGGGCGUGGCAUUUCUCGCCUAUAUAUCGCAUUCCAUCUAUCAGAUGUCGCAGCUAUUUACUACGCUCCAAUGCAGCAGUACGCCAUGUUACACCUCAUUUCUGGCGGACCGGCCACGCUUGCAAUUGGCUUUAUUCAGCUCGCAAACCCGCUCACCCCUGGCCAGCGAGGUUAAGGAUCUGUACAAAACAAAGCGUUUCGAUUAUACACAUCCCUUCGAGCAUGACUUUGAAGUGGAUGUGCCGCUCAAGACGCGUCGCAAUGGCACAAUGUAUAUGCAUGUUGUCCUAGCUCUCGAGGGGGAACCUCUCGAAUGGCGAACAUUGCGACGGGAUGGACCCACCGUGAUUCAUACACUUAGUUUGACAGACUAUAUGGUUCCGCGGGCAGAGGCAUUUCAGCUGCUGGGCGAGGCAGAGAAGUCGAAGACUAAGAAACCAAAAGGCACAGAUAAAGGCAGCGAUUCCACCGGCAGUACCAGUUCGUCCAAGGCCACCACACACUUACGUUCCAAUAUCUACGUUAGCCUGCUGACCGAUCUGUUCUCUGUGUCACAAGCGGAUGUGCCGCCUGAAUUGGCUCCACUGAUACGAGUGAAUCGAAUGCAACAGAUUCUGCCCAUUGUACAGACGGACACAUUUAAUACACGGCUCAAGGAUCUGGUGGCCAUCUCUAGAAAUACAACCGAAUUUACAUUUAGCUUCCAUUACAAGCCCGUGGGUGUGGGUAAAUUGCGUCUCAUGCUUCUCAUGGAACAUGCCACGCAGGCGCUACUUACCAUUGGCUUCGCCACCAAGGAUAUUGACGAAGUUAAAGGCAUUUUCUCGGAUACGAAUGUCUAUCUACUGUGCGGCACCAUUUUCGUUUCCAGUAUUCAUAUGCUUUUCGAUUUUCUCAGUUUCAAGAAUGAUGUGGCCUUUUGGCGCAAGAAGCAAUCCUAUGAGGGUCUGUCCACUCGCACCACAAUGUGGCGAGCCUUCAGUCAGUUUGUCAUCUUUCUCUAUUUACUGGAUGAGAAUACCUCAUAUUUGGUUCUUGUUCCCGUGGGCCUGGGCACUCUCAUUGAAUUUUGGAAGUGCAAAAAGAUUCUGCGUUUGCAUCUGAGCUUUAGCAGUUUCAUUGGCCGUAAACUAGAGUCAACUGGACAUUUGGCCGAAGUGCAAACCGAUCAAUUCGAUCGACAGGGCAUGCGCUACUUAAGCUAUCUACUGUAUCCCCUGUGUCUGUGUGGAGCAGUCUACUCGCUGAUCUAUCAACCGCAUCGCUCUUGGUAUUCCUGGACCCUCAACUCCCUGGUGAAUGGUGUCUAUGCGUUCGGUUUUCUCUUCAUGUUGCCGCAAUUGUUUGUCAACUACAAACUCAAAUCGGUUGCUGCCUUGCCAUGGCGUGCCUUCAUGUACAAGGCGUUUAAUACAUUUAUCGAUGACUUCUUUGCCUUUAUCAUUACAAUGCCAACGGCCCAUCGUGUUGCCUGCCUGCGAGAUGACAUUGUCUUUCUCAUUUACUUAUAUCAACGCUGGCUAUAUCCCGUCGACAAAAACCGUCUAGAUACUGGCCUAGCCAUUGAGGAGACUAAACAAGAGACUCAAGACAAAUCCGCCGCCAAUCGAAGCAAGAAACGAAACUAGAAUUAUUUUUUAUCCAUCCAGUUUUUUUUUUAACAACAUUCCGUCUAUAUAUGAUAUAGAUUAUAGUCAAUUUUAAGGUCCAAAAUAAAAAAAAAAAACCCCGUCUUUUGUUUUGAAAAUCUAAUGUAAUGAAAGAAUGAAUGUGAACAAAAAACAACAACUAGUAAAUGCAAUAAAACGAGGACCUAAAUGAGCGAUGAUUGAUUUUAAAAA
Molecule: messenger RNA, 2032 nt
Organism: Drosophila willistoni
Lineage: Eukaryota; Metazoa; Arthropoda; Insecta; Diptera; Drosophilidae
Product: cleft lip and palate transmembrane protein 1-like protein
Exons: 2
Coding region: 164-1819 (551 amino acids)
Cellular component (GO): endomembrane system; membrane
Source: RefSeq, a predicted model, not a curated record